This is a messenger RNA of Cooperia oncophora, 885 nucleotides long. NCBI's taxonomy places the organism in Eukaryota, Metazoa, Nematoda, Chromadorea, Rhabditida, Trichostrongylidae. The record is from the annotation of a GenBank genome assembly.
AUGUCAGACUUCGACGAGACCCUCCGCUUCGGCGGCCCACAAGCAGACGACACCGAUGAUGCCGCUCGCAAGGCUGAGGAGCGAGAGCGCAAGAAGGCUGAGGUCCGAAAGAGGCUCGAGGAGGCCGGCAGCAAAAAGAAGGCCAAGAAGGGUUUCCUUACGCCGGAGAGAAAGAAGAAGCUUAGGAAACUUCUCAUGAUGAAAGCCGCCGAAGACCUCAAGCAACAACAAUUAUUGAAAGCCCAAGAACGACAAAAGGCACUCGCCUCCCGAAUUAUUCCACUCCCAGACGUCGACAAAAUCGAAGACAAGGGUCAGCUCGAGAAGAUCUACAACGAUAUGUUCGAACGGGUGAAGAAGUUGGAAGAGGAGAAAUACGACAUCAACUUCAUCGUCACACAAACCGAAGCCGAAAUCAACGAGCUUACCAUUGCCGUCAAUGAUCUGCGAGGCAAAUUCGUGAAGCCCACCCUCAAGAAGGUUUCUAAGUAUGACAAUAAAUUCAAGAAGAUGGCUGAGAACGAGAAAACCAAGGGCGAAAAGAAGGCCGACUUCAGAGCGAAUCUUAAGGUUGUUAAGAAGGAAACUGCUAUUGAGGAUAUCAUGGCCAAGACAAAGAAGAACACGGACAAGCCAGACUGGUCGAAGAAGCCUGCAGCUGAGAAGAAGGAGGAAGAAGAGAAGAAGGAAGCCCCAGAAGCCCCACCACCAGCAGAAGAACCCGAGGCUGAGGAAGAAGGUGAGGCACAUGAAAAAAAAACGCAUAUGAAGAAGAGUAAAUCUGAAACAAAAACCAAAACGACGAUCGAUCACUCUCAUCUCUCAUCAUCUACAUGUUCGUCUCCUCGCUUUCGACACUUCUUUAACAAUUUUGUUAUUGUGUGA